UUGUGUUUGCACAGUUUUGUCAGUUUCCACAUUAAAAAAAAAAGUCUACAUUUGUCCAAAAUGCUGAGAAAGAAGAAAGCAUCAGCUAGUAUUACAACAUGAGGUGACACUAGUGCACUGUUUCUAACCUGCUGGACUCUAAAAUGGCUUAUUCGACUAUUUGACUGCUUGGAGUAUCACAAGUCAAUAACUAAAACUAUUUAUUGGUUAGAGUGACAUUACUCCAGAGAGUAUGAAGCAAAUCUGACAUGGUCAAUCUGGAACACUUUUUGUUUUUUGUUUUUAAACAGGUGAUUUGAGGUGGAUUUACACUUGGGUCAAAAAGUGUAUUUCGGUGCUAGUGUGUCUGGCACCAACAACCAUGCCACAGUUAAAGUCACAAAGAUCACAUUUUUCCCUCAUUCUGAGGUUUAAUGUGAACAUUAACUGAACCUCUUGACCUGUAUCUGCAUGAUUUUAUGCAUUGCGCUGCUGCCACAUGAUUGGUUGAUUGCAUAACUGCAUGAAUGUGCAGUUGUACAGGUGUUCCUAAUAAAGUGGACGAUGAGUGUACACACAGGCACAGACUUGCCAAGCAUUCAGAGUCGGUUACUUUAGUUCACUAUAAUUAGUUUUUUGACUCAUUGUGUUUUGAUUAUAGGUGUGGCAUUUUUGGAGGGAUAUAAUAUAUCUAUAAUAAUCUGACAUUAUAAAAUGUCGCUCUGUAAUCUGUAAACUACUUUAAUUGAUGGAUUUUUAACCAUUCGGGCCUUUAUUUUUAAAAGUCAACGUAAAUAAGAUUGUUUUGAACCUCAAAAAUAAUUACUGUGUUUUUGGAAAUAAUAAUAAUAAUAAUUUGUAGUUCCUUAACUGUUCAGUAAUGAAAGUUCAAUAAUAAUCAUUUUAUUCUGUAGUAAUCAAUAGUAAUCAAUAGUAUUCUGCAUUAUUGAUGCAGAAUAAUGUAGAAUGGUCUCCUGCGAUUGAGAGUCAGCAAUAACCUUGCUUCCCUUGUGACAUCAGCACUGGGAGGAGAAAGAUACAGAAUAAAGUGGUAAACACACACACACACAAGCUUCAACACUUCAGCACAGAAAAGCAGUGUAGCUACACUGUGGAGUGUGUCAGUGUAUGUUGUAAAGCUUUUGAAAGAUACACACAACUUCCUCACAUCACUAGAGCUGGCUCGUUUUGAUGGCUAAGCCACUAAGGAGGAACCUCAGAACUGAAAGAAGGUUACAUUGGACAGAAAGCAGAGCAGAAAAAGCUGGCAAGGCGAGCUGUUUCCCAUCCAAAUCUCUUGAUGAAGAGGAGGCUUGUGUUGGGGUGAAGAUUGCUGAGGCACAAGAUCUUGGCAGUAGGUCUGCAGAUCGAGCCAGUCGCAAUGAGAAGCCACGUCAGGGAAGCAGAGCAAGCAACAGAAGCUCCUCAGGAGUAAAUGGAAAAGGUUCAAGACGCCAGCUUCCUCGGCAUAUCAAACCAAAAGUGCCUCCUAAGCCAGCACACCUCCAGACUCCGGUGACCGAGCUGUGUAAGCCGCUGGGCAGGAGCUCACCCUUUAGCUCCAAAAUGGAGGAGGGAGGAGGAAAAGGCAGAGUGUCUGACCUCAUCAGCCGCUUUGAGGAAAACAGAAACACAGACAGGAGGGACAGCUCUCCUCAGAAACACUCAGCCAAACCUGCUAAGUGCAGUCCGGUACACAAGAGCUGCCAGAUAGCGACGGAUACUAAAGAGCAGACUCAGGACGGCAGCACCAGUCAUGACCUCAUGCCCUCUACCAAUGGAGUGUUAGGUCAGAUGGACAGAAACGGUGAUGACAGCGGAGCUGUGAAACCAGACGGCGAAUCGCUGCUGAAUGGAGACAUGGUGGAGCAAAGUUUGGACGGGGAAGCAGACGCGUCUCAGGGUGUCAUCGAGAUGCCUGAGAAAGAGGAUGAGAGCAGAAGAAGAGAGACCGAGACCGAGAAUGACGGCAGUACAGAUGACGGGGGUAUGGAACACAAGGAGACCAACGAACAGAAGCUGUACAAAAUCGCAAAUGAGCUUCUGCAGACAGAGAAGGCCUACGUUGCAAGACUAAAUUUAUUACAGGUGUUUUAUGACACGCUGAUGGAGGAGGCAGGAAAAGGCACGUUCCCUUUGGAAGUGGUGAAGAACAUCUUCUCCAAUAUCUCCUCCAUCAAUACCUUCCACAGCCAGUUUCUGCUGCCAGAUCUGGAGAAACGCAUGGGCGAAUGGGAGACGACGCCUCGAAUCGGGGACAUUCUGCAGAAACUUACACCCUUUCUAAAGAUGUAUGCAGAAUACGUGAGGAACUUUGAUAAAGCCAUGGAGCUGCUGAAACAGUGGACAGACCGCUCGCCUCAGUUUAAGGCCAUUAUUCAAGACAUCCAAAAACAGGAAGUGUGUGGGAGUCUGACACUGCAGCAUCACAUGCUGGAACCAGUACAGAGAGUACCAAGAUACGAGAUGCUACUCAAAGACUACCUGAAGAAGCUUCCUCAGGAUCACGUGGACCGGCGGGACGCUGAGAAGUCGUUAGAGAUUAUCGCCACAGCAGCCACACACUCGAACACUGCAAUUCGCAAAUCUGAGAAUCUAAAGAAACUGCUGGAGAUUUAUGAGAUGCUGGGGGAGGAAGAGGACAUUGUGAAUGCCUCCAAUGAGUUUAUAAAGGAGGGCCACAUUCUCAAACUGGCAGCCAGGAACACUUCAGCUAUGGACCGAUACCUCUUUCUGUUCAACAACAUGCUGCUCUACUGCGUUCCCAAGUUCAGCCUGGUGGGCCAAAAGUUUACGGUGCGCACACGAAUCGGCAUCGAUGGGAUGAAGGUGACCGAGACAUAUAAUGAGGAUUACCCUCAUACGUUCCAGGUGUCUGGGAAGGAGCGUACCCUCGAGCUGCAGGCCAGCACCGAACAAGAUAAAGAGGACUGGAUAAAGGCAUUCCAAGCAACAAUAGAGAUCUUUCACCAAAAGAAUGAGACAUUUAAAAUGGCUGCUAAAGAAGUGGAGGAAGUAUCGGAAGUGUCGAUAACAGACCUGGGGAAACGAGCACCACGCUGGAUCCGAGACAACGAGGUGACCAUGUGUAUGAAGUGUAGGGAACCUUUCAACGCUCUCACACGCAGGAGGCAUCACUGUCGAGCUUGUGGUUAUGUGGUAUGCUGGAAGUGUUCAGACAAUAAGGCUCCUCUGGAGUAUGAUGGCAAUAAGAUGAAUAAAGUGUGUCGAGACUGUUACUGCAUUUUGAAAGGCCAUACAGACAGCGAGGAGAAGGAGGGCAAGAAGAAAGGCAUUCUGGAGAUCGAAGCAGCACAGUUCUCAGGCAGUAGUAUAAUGUGUGGCUUCCUGCAGUACUGUGAUAAGAAUAAACCCUGGCAGAAAGUCUGGUGUGUUAUUCCUCAGAAAGAGGCUUUAGUGCUCUAUCUGUAUGGAGCACCGCAGGACGUUAAGGCUCAGUCCACCAUCCCGCUGCUGGGUUACUCUGUAGACGACGCUUCACGACCCACCGAUCCUCCAGCCAGUUUCCGUCUGUCCCAGUCAAAGUCUGUCCACAGUUUCGCUGCUGAGAGCGAGGAACUGAAGCAGCGUUGGCUCAAAGUGAUCCGAGUGUGUGUGACAGGCGAAGUGCCCGCAAGCCCGCCACCUACAGACAUCCACGCUGCAGAGUGCAGCCGGCAGCCGAGCACAGAGAGCCUCUAAGAGGAGAACUAGAGCACACUGUUGGUGCCAAAGACACAAGGGAGACAGGAGAGGAUCCCAGAGACUACACACAGACAAAGCUCAUGUCAAUCACUCGAUGGGGCCGAGCGGUAUUACGGCCAUGCUGGAUUUAAUUUGUGAGCAAAAACAAAACAAAAAAAAACACCAAAAAACAUUGAGGCUCUCCCUCUAAAGCUGCUCUGAAACACAGCAGUCCAAAGAGAUGGUGCACACAAGUGCUUUGAAACCAAACUGGUGCUCUAGGAUGGUUGGUAAAAUGAUCAAAUAUGUAUGAAUACACUCUGAUUUCCACACAUCCACAUCAUGCAUCUCAAUCUCAGCCUCUGCUCUACAUUUUAGUGCAGGCAGUGCUGUUACUCUAGUGUGGUAUAAUAAUUUACGCAUUGUGUAUAUAUUGUUGCAUUCCGUCUGUAUGUAUGGAUAUGCCCUCACUGUCUCUUUUAUAAAGAAGUGAAGUCUCUUUUCGAUGCUGAAGAGAAGUCUGAGUUUAAAUUCAGGCUGCCUCAGUACCCUAAGAAGAACGACUAUUGUUCUUUCUAGGAUUUUUUUUUUACCACCAUAUGGACCACAAAUCACAUUUAGUUACCCGUCGCAAUAAACACGGAUCACUUCGCUGCACCUGGAGAACAGCAGGAGUCGUGAUGCCACAUUUACUAACCAGCGUCUAUAACCUCAUUCCAUCCCAGCACAUCAGUGGAAGAAUCACUCGGGCUAAAACGUUCUCCGUACAGACUGCAGGAAAUGUGCGAUGAGAGUCGUGCACUCACGUAAGCAAAGGACGUGGCAAUAACAGUAACAUGUUACAUAAGCUGGGUAAAUCCGUCCUUUAUAAUCGACUGUCUACUGAGUGGUCUCAAACUAUAGUUUUACCCAAGCUGAUGCAUGUGUUGCCUUCAGUUUUAGAAAGAAAGAAACAUUCUAAAUAUCUAUGAUAAUUAAAGGAUUAAAGGAAUACUCCAGUGUUCAUGAACCUAAGCUAUCUGUAACAUAAGUUAUCAUAAAUAAUAAUGUAGACACUUUACCCUGUACAGAGAAAUUGAAGUUUAAGGGCAGUUGUUGAAACCUGUUGAACACAAUGUAUAUGCACCAGACUCUCUCACACAUACACACACACACACACACAUACACAUACACACAAUUAUGAAAUCUGUUCACUCCGAGUUACUCAACCAGGUAUAGUGUCCUAAGAGCUUUGUUACCAUGUCAAACACCAUCUUGUAUUCUUUCCAAACAUCUUCCUGCAUGUUAAAACUAGGCUGUGUGUAAUUAAUUUACACGAAUGACUGAUUCUACAAAUUUAAAAAGAAUUUAAUCCAGUAUAGUAUACACUGUUGACCAUGAUAAGCAACAGUUUUAAAUUGCUCAUAUGAAAGUCAAUUUUAGUAUUCACUAAUGAUAUUGAUUCUAAAAUUGUUCUGGAUACACCGGGACUUUUUAUAUAUAUUUUCAUCCAAUGUUUGAUAGUUCUUUCAGUUACUCAUGCUUUGUCGCAGGUUUUAAGGUAUAACUUUUAUUUUAUAACGUUUGCCUACGGGGUCGGUGGUUUGAUUCGCACCUCUGCCCUGUGUGUGCGGAGUUUGCAUGUUCUCCUUGUGCUUUGAGGGUUUCCUCUGAGUAUUCCGGUUUCCUCCCCCAGUCCAAAGAUGUGCGUUGUAGGCUGAUUGGUGUUUCCAAAUUGUCUGUAGUGUGCGAAUGUGUGUGCGAUUGUGCCCUGCAUGGGUUGGCACCCCGUCCAGCGUGUCCCCCUUGUGCCCGAGUUCCCUGGAAUAGUCUCCAGGCUCCUCGUGACCAUGUGUAGGAAAAGCAGUACGGAAAAUAGAUGGAUUGAAAUGAUUUCUAUCCCUGAAAACAAAAGCUUAGAGCUUAAUUGACAAAUACUUAAAUUGAAGAAUCUGUGAAAGUGUUCUAUAAAAAUCUGUUUCAGAUUAAACAUUUAUAACCUUGCCUUAA
Molecule: messenger RNA, 5652 nt
Organism: Ictalurus furcatus (blue catfish)
Lineage: Eukaryota; Metazoa; Chordata; Actinopteri; Siluriformes; Ictaluridae
Gene: fgd4a
Product: FYVE, RhoGEF and PH domain containing 4a
Exons: 18
Coding region: 1171-3681 (836 amino acids)
Biological process (GO): cytoskeleton organization; filopodium assembly
Cellular component (GO): cytoplasm
Molecular function (GO): guanyl-nucleotide exchange factor activity; metal ion binding
Source: RefSeq, a predicted model, not a curated record